Messenger RNA from Python bivittatus (Burmese python), 1612 nucleotides. It is a transcript of the gene DXO, whose product is annotated as decapping exoribonuclease. Lineage: Eukaryota; Metazoa; Chordata; Lepidosauria; Squamata; Pythonidae. The record is from RefSeq and is a predicted model, not a curated record. Gene Ontology annotation, cellular component: cytosol; nucleus. Gene Ontology annotation, molecular function: mRNA 5'-diphosphatase activity. Gene Ontology annotation, biological process: nuclear-transcribed mRNA catabolic process; NAD-cap decapping.
AGAGCAAAAAAAAUUAAAUUCCGAAAAGCGGCCGCUCCGACUGGGCUUUGAGGGUGGCUUAAAGCAAGGCGUGCGACCCCUACGAGGCGGCACGCAUUCCCGGCGCUCGGUAGUGACGUCACGGCAGUCACAGACACUUAUGAAGCACACAGCCAAUCCCCGGUCUCGUGACCAAGAGGACCAUGAGGGUGAAUCCAAAGCCAAGCAUCCAAAGACUGAUUCGAAGGCACCCCUUACUUUGUCGGUUACCCCGUCUCUAUAUGAUGCCCCUUUUCCUUUUUACCGGCGGCCAGCUGAAAUGGGACAGUUUUCCCUAGAUGCCAAGCGCGGCUUCCAUGGAGAUGCUCGUCAGCUGCGUUACUAUGCCCCACCCCCUUCUGAAGGCCCCUCCCCUGGAUUUGACUUGCGUGAUGGCUACCGCGACCGCUACGUGCGGCGGGGUGGGGGCAUCCGUGAAGGACUGGAACACCUGCUGAAAUGGAUUGCACAGAACCGGAAGCAGUUACAGACUGAGGACAAAGGGCGGCCUCUGAACACUGACUUUGUGACUUGGCGGGGACAUCUCACCAAAGUGCUGACCACCCCAUAUGAGGCUCAGGAGGGGUGGUUGUUCGCUGUCACCCUCUUCCGAGGGACUCUGUACAUCAGCGAAUUUGAAACGGAGGCUGCCCGCAAACAGCGGGAGCAGCGCUCAGAACUGCUGAAAGAGCUCAUGUAUAUGGGAUAUAAAUUUGAACAAUAUAUGUGUGCUGAUACUCCGGACGGGAUUCCUGAUCCAACUGGCGUGGUGAACACAAAUGAAGCUUUCUGCACAGUGAUUCGGUCCCGCCUGGGUAAUCACUCACUUCUUUUCUCUGGAGAGGUAGAUUGUACUGAUCCCCGGAGCCCUUGGCCAGAUCCACCAAGUUGUUACGUGGAGCUGAAGACUAGCAAAGUCAUGCACAGCCCUGCUCAGAGGAGAAGUUUUUACAGGCACAAGCUAAUUAAGUGGUGGGCCCAGUCUUUCCUUCCAGGAGUGUCCCGGAUUGUGGCAGGAUAUCGAGGGCCAGAUGGCUCAGUUGUGGGGCUGGAAAGUUUUGAGACUAUGAAAAUAUUCCAACUCAUUCGGGAAGAUCCAGGCUGCUGGAAGCCAGCUGUGUGUAUGAAUUUCUGUGCUGCUUUUCUAGCCUUUUUGAAGACAGUGGUGACGGAAGACAAUCCAAAGUUGGUUCAUCUCUUUGCCUGGGACCCAGGGCACCCAGUUUCCUUCACGGUGCAUCAGGAUUCUCAAUAUUGUUUCCUGCCUGACUGGUAUGUGGAGUCUUUGAGUGCAGAGAAGCCCCCAACAUCAUGGAUCCCAGGCUGAUGCACUGGAAGCCAAGCUGGUCUUGGGCCUAGAAGCUGCUGCACCUUACAGGCUCAGGUGGGUGGUAGAAGGAAACAAACACCAAGAAUCUGUUACCUGCUGCUUGGAGAACGGGGAGACAGAGCUAUGGCACUGCUGUGUCAACAAAGGAAGGAAGAACCAACUGCUCACGCAUUGUCUCCUGCUGGUGCUUCUGGAGCAUGUUCUUUCUCAUGUCACCUGUGGCUUACAUACAAUAAAAGGAGGGAGCAAAAGUGUAACUAUGAA